Messenger RNA from Mauremys reevesii (Reeves's turtle), 1386 nucleotides. The record is from the annotation of a RefSeq genome assembly. NCBI's taxonomy places the organism in Eukaryota, Metazoa, Chordata, Testudines, Geoemydidae.
AUGCUAAAAAUCUUACUCCCAACAAUUAUACUAUUACCAACAAUCACAUUAUGUAAACCAAAACAACUAUGACUUUCUACACUAACCCAUAGCCUAAUAAUCGCCAUUCUAAGUUUACAAUGAUUUAAACCCUCCAUAGAACCAACCAUAACUUCUCCAAUUAUUACCCUAGGGGUAGACCAAAUUUCAGCCCCUUUACUAAUCCUAUCAUGCUGACUUACCCCCUACCCCCCUAAUAAUGGCCAAAACAAUAUAACCAUAGAACCUACUCCACGAAAACGAACUUUUAUCUUUAUUACCAUUUUACUACAAAUCUCACUAAUUCUAGCUUUUUCAACAACAGAAUUAAUCAUAUUCUUCAUCGCAUUUGAAUCUACAUUACUCCCCACACUAGUAAUCAUUACACGUUGAGGUGGCCAAAUAGAACGACUAAACGCCGGAACCUACUUCUUAUUUUACACUCUUAUCGGGUCUCUGCCACUAUUAGUAGCCCUCUUAACCACGCAAACCUUCAGCGGCACCCUAUCUAUUUGCACAUUGCAACUAUCCACCUACCCUAGCAUAAUAAACCCAUGAACCCACACAAUAUGAUGACUCGCACUAUUUACUGCUUUCAUAAUUAAAAUACCCUUAUACGGACUACACCUAUGAUUACCUAAAGCACACGUAGAGGCCCCAAUCGCAGGAUCAAUAAUCCUAGCAGCAGUGUUACUUAAACUAGGGGGAUAUGGCAUUAUCCGUAUAACAAUAACACUAGCCCCACCGUUAAAAAUGCUCUCCUACCCCUUCAUAAUACUUGCACUAUGAGGAGUAAUCAUAACUGGCUUUAUCUGCCUACGCCAAACAGACCUAAAAUCAUUAAUUGCUUAUUCAUCCGUAGGUCAUAUAGGCUUAGUUAUCGCUGCAGCACUAACACGAACUGAAUGAGCAUGUACCGGAGCCAUCACACUUAUAAUUGCCCACGGUUUAACAUCAUCAAUACUUUUCUGCCUAGCCAACACAAACUAUGAACGAACCAAUAGCCGAACACUACUUUUAGCCCGAAACAUACAACUACUACUACCCUUAAUAGGACUAUGAUGAUUCUCAGCUAGUCUGACCAACAUGGCCCUUCCGCCAACCAUUAAUCUAAUAGGAGAACUAACCAUUAUUGUCUCACUAUUCAAUUGAUCAAAUACUACAAUCCUAAUAACAGGAUUAGGAACCCUACUAACCGCCGCCUAUACCCUAUACAUACUAAUCACCACCCAAUGAGGAGAAACCCCUUCAUACACAAAAACAAUCCCCCCUACCCACACACGAGAACAUCUACUCAUAAUACUUCAUAUACUACCAAUAGCACUACUAAUAGCAAAACCAGAAUUAAUCUGAGGCUCCUUCCAUUAA